AUGAGAAAGUCAAUCUUAUCUACCUUUUUGUUGCAUCUUGCUCCUCUGGUGCUCUCAGCAGUAGAUCCGGGCUAUGACUGUCGUCCAGGUCAGAAAUGCUGGCCCACGGAAAGCGAAUGGCGAAAAUUCAACGCAAGCCUGGACGGCAACCUCUUCGAAACUACUCCGAUCGCAGCACCCUGCUACCCAAACUCACCACACUACGACAAGGCAGCCUGUGAAGAAGUUGAAGCUUAUUACGGCAACAGCACUGCCCGCGGUACACAUUUUGGCCAAACAUACUGGCUGAAUUGGGAAACAUGUCACAGCUCCGGCUGCGCGUUGCUCGAGACAGACCCUUCACAGAGGAUCUACGAGACAUGCUCCAUUGGAAGCCUCGCGUCUUUCUAUGUUGAAGUCCAUAACCCGACGCAUAUUUCCACCGCACUGAAGUUCGCCAAGGACCAUAACAUCCGCAUCAGUGUGAAGAAUACCGGACAUGAUUACUAUGGCCGAUCAUCAAUCCCAAAUACCCUAUCAAUUUGGACUCACAAUCUCGACACAAUGGACUUCCAUGCCAACUUCAAAGCACAUAACUGCCCCUCUUCGAAUGGCCAAAAUGUCGGCGAGUUGGGCGCAGGAGUCAUAGCAGGUGAUGCAUACCGUUACUUUCACACUCAAGGCAUGGACAUCACCGGUGGAUUCGAGCAGUCGGUCGGAAUCGCGGGUGGCUUUGCACAAGGCGGGGGCGUGGGUUCUUUCACAACAACCUACGGAUUGAUGGCGGACAAUGCAGUCGAAUUCGAAGUAGUGACUGCGGAUGGUGAGGUGCGGAUAAUCAAUGCCUGCAACGACCCAGAGCUGUUCUGGGCCAUGCGUGGUGGAGGAGGAGGCACUUACGCGAUCCUCACCAAGUAUCGGGUUCAAGUUUAUCCCUCUGUACCGAUCCACACAUACACCUUCAUUGCGAACUUCACCGGGGUGGGAUACUACGAAAACGCGACUGAAAAUGUUGCCCUCCGAGAAAUCAUGACCGUGCACGCCCAAAGCCAGUUGAAUUGGUCAGCGCAGUUGGUCACUGGACAGGUGGAAUACUUUCCCGAGAAGUUUGCUGUCGGCCUAGUUCUUCCCUAUGGGGAUGAUGGAUCGAAACUGCGAGCGGCUACGGGAGCGUUCGCUGCAUAUUUGCACAAUAGGACGGAUCUUGCUGUUGAGCAAGACAAUUAUACUUCGUAUUUGAGCUAUGCCGAUUUCCUAUCUGUUACCGCCGCUAGAGCCAAAGUGACGGAGCCAGCUGGAAUAUUCUCUCUUUUGGCGACGCGGCUUAUUCCUCGGAGUGUGUUUGAAGAGGACAAGAGUAUCGAUGAUCUAGUCGAUGGCGUGCUGCAAGGGAUCGCGACGUCCAGGAGCUUGCUCAAUCUCACCGGAACGCAAAUCGUCUCUGAGACACCUUUGACAAAUCUCGACAAUAACCAGCUAUCAUCUGCUCACCCUGCCUGGCGCAAUGCUAUUUGGCAUGUUAUUCACGCUGGGGAGUGGUUGGAGCCGCUGGACAAAGAUGAACAUCUGCGCACGACGACGGGAUUCUUGGACAUGUUGGAGCCACUGAAGAAAUUGAGCCCCGGUGGUGGUGCGUACCUUAAUGAGGCGCACUAUUUGGAGCCUCAAUGGCAAGAGACCUACUUUGGUUCCUUUUAUGACAGGCUAUUGAAGGUUAAAAAUGAUUAUGAUCCAACUCAUAUAUUCGAUUGCUAUAAGUGUAUCGGAUGGAGAGGGGAUAAAGAGUAA
Penicillium waksmanii is the source of this 1767-nucleotide messenger RNA. Its product is annotated as FAD-binding oxidoreductase. The record is from RefSeq and is a predicted model, not a curated record. The transcript has a single exon. Lineage: Eukaryota; Fungi; Ascomycota; Eurotiomycetes; Eurotiales; Aspergillaceae. Gene Ontology annotation, molecular function: oxidoreductase activity; FAD binding. The coding region runs from base 1 to 1767 and encodes 588 amino acids.